Hibiscus syriacus is the source of this 1222-nucleotide messenger RNA. RefSeq lists its product as uncharacterized. Gene Ontology annotation, biological process: protein deubiquitination; trehalose biosynthetic process. Gene Ontology annotation, molecular function: deubiquitinase activity. Lineage: Eukaryota; Viridiplantae; Streptophyta; Magnoliopsida; Malvales; Malvaceae. The transcript has 4 exons. The coding region runs from base 1 to 972 and encodes 323 amino acids. The record is from RefSeq and is a predicted model, not a curated record.
AUGGAUAUGGGUUUCCUGAUAUUCGUUUUAAAUGAUUUUUACUUGAUUAUCUCUAUUAUGCAGCUCCAGUCUGUUCUGAAUCUUCAUGAGACUGAAGCUAAGGUCGCUGAGUUACGCAAUAAAUUUAGGGGUCAAACUGUUAUGCUUGGGGUUGAUGACAUGGACAUUUUUAAGGGGAUCAGCCUGAAGCUUUUGGCCAUGGAACAAUUGCUCAUGCAACAUACUGAGAAUACAGGUGAAGUUGUUUUGGUUCAAAUUGCAAAUCCUUUAAGAGGCCGGGGAAGAGAUGUACAAGAGAUCCAGUCUGAAACUUAUGCUACAGUGAGGAGAAUUAAUAAUGCUUUUGGAAGACCGGUGUAUGAUCCGGUGGUUUUGAUUGAUGCCCCUCUCCAGUUUUACAAACGGAUUGCUUUCUACGAAACUGAACUAUUAUCUCAAUAUUUAUGUACAAUUCAUAAUAAAGAGUAUGGGUUUGGGGCACAUGACUUUCCAAUUAGUGGAGUUUUUGAAGUAGAGCCAAAGAGCUGCCCUGGUUUUAUCUACCGAUGUUCCAUCUCAUUGGGAUUCAUACACAUGCCUUUCUCUGAAUUCAGAGCAUUGAUCGAGAGUGUAGCUUCUGAGUAUCAUGGAGAUACCUAUCACCUCAUCUCCAAGAACUGUAAUCACUUUACAGAAGACAUGGUUCAUAGAUUGACCGGCAAACAUAUCCCCAGAUGGGUAAACCGGCUGGCUCGGCUAGGUUAUUUUUGCAGCUGUCUGCUUCCUGAAAGCCUUCAAGUAACCACAGUGAAGCAGUUGCCUGAAUACCACGAAAUCGAAGAAGAAACUGAAUCUCUCUCGACAGCCAGCCCUGGGGACUCAAUAGAAAUGGAUGAUACAGAUCCGGAGAAGCAGUUGCUCUCACCAAAAGAGGGACCUUUGGAUAUAUCUUUCAUUAAAGAAGCCCAAACGUAUGACUGCAGGGGGGCUUAAAAAGGAGAGCUUACAUUCCAUGACUUUCGUUUGAAUGUUGUAAUUAGAUUUCUAGUAUUCUUUCCAUUUUUGGGGCUUCCUCAUUUAUUUUUCUCCUGUUCAUUAUUUAAGCAGAAGACUUCGGAGCUGGAAAUGUAGUUUGUUGUUGAAGCUCUGUGUGAGUGGUUAUACAUUAAACUUUUGGAUGCCAAAUGGCGUAGCAGAUAAUUUCUUGUGAGCAUUUCUGAUGGAAAGUUGAACAUUUCAAAAU